Physella acuta is the source of this 12726-nucleotide messenger RNA. RefSeq lists its product as uncharacterized. The record is from RefSeq and is a predicted model, not a curated record. Gene Ontology annotation, cellular component: nucleolus. NCBI's taxonomy places the organism in Eukaryota, Metazoa, Mollusca, Gastropoda, Physidae.
UACCCUCCACUCCUCACCCCCCUCAAAUCUCCUGUCCCCAGCCAACGCCCCCAGCAGAAACAACUCCAUGUCCCCGAGUGAAGUCUUGGGCCUGUUCGACGCCGCCCUCGCCGACCAGACCCUCUCCAUCAGCACGUACACCGAGUCUCACAGCGAGCUGCCUUCUCCGGCAUUCAGGUUCUCCAGCAUGACGGAUGACGCUCUUCCUGAACCUUUCGAGAGCGUGUCGGAGCCGCCUAUGGAGAAACACGCAGAAGCUGUGAGCGAGGCUAGCCACGACCCACUGAGGCAGCUCAACUCUUCUUCUUCAUCGUCCUCGUCGUCCGAAUCGAGCAUCUUUGAGGAAAAACAACAAGAAGAUAAUUUGCCUCCUAUAGAGAAAAUAGACAAUCAUCAUGACCUACAUACGGAUAACCUUGACCUUCAACUAUCGAGGCACACCUCAGCACCGGAACUAUCAGCGCACGUAGAGCAACCCAAGACACCGGACCGAAAUUUUUAUCGCGACGAAAACGAAAACCUGGACGUCCAGCUCCUCGAGAGGUCAUUGACCUCCAGGAGUGGCCGGAAGAAGAGACUCAACCCCGCGGCUCUCAACGUCACCAAACUCCGGGCAGACGUGAAAACGGUCCGGCAGCAGAUCAAGCCUGGGCUGGUCGAGGACCUGGCCACGCUGUUCACCAACAUGAAGACCCAGUACCUGACCUCUCCCACCAAAGAGAGAGAAGAGGUCAGCUUCAACCUGCAGGAGAAGGUCAAAGAUCUGGAAGAGAAAGCGGCGUCUUCCUCGCCCCUGUCCAGCCCACGUGACCAAAAAGUUGAAACCAGCGUCGUGAAUGUUGAAAGCACACCUACAAGAAGUCGAUCAUCAUCCGAAAGUUCUGAUGGGAAAUCUCCAACUCUAAAAGAUCAAAAAAUUGAAACCACUUCUACAAGAAGCCGAUCAUCAUCCGAAAGUUCUGAUGGGAAAUCUCCAAUUCUUAAAGAUCAAACAAUUGAAACAACUUUUACAAGAAGCCGAUCAUCCUCCGAAAGUUCUGAUGGGAAAUCUCCAACUCUAAAAGAUCAAAAAGUUGAAAGCAGUGUCGUGGAGGUUGAAAAAACUUCAACUAAAAGUCGAUCUUCAUCUGAGAGUAGUGAAAGAAAACUUUCAUUGCAAUCAGUACAUGACGCAGAAGACUCGUCUGAAAGUAGCUCCGAUGAGAAUGAAGACAAAAACUUACCCAAAACCGAACUACAUUCAGAAGCCUACAACAGUCACGAGACGGAAGCAACACAUUUAGAUUUUCUACAAGAAAUUUCGGAGCAGUUUGAUAAAUCCGUGUCUGUUCCGCCAGUGUCAAUCCAGCCCCAGUCCACGCCCAGAAGCAGAUCUUCUUCUGAUCAUUCACACCGCAGAUCUUCUGUACCAGCUGUGGAAUCAGCCUCCUCUCAGAGCAGCUCAGACAGUUCUGAUGAUGAAAACCACCAACCAAAAUCUGAACAAGUUUUAGCGCAUGCUCUUGCUGUCACAGAAGUAGAGAAGUUAAAUUUAGAAUUUCACCCCAGCGCUGAUAAUGUGGAAUCUAAAUCUCACAUUACAAUCUCCGAUGAAACGAAUGUUACGAAUAUUCACCAAGAAGCCACGAGAAGCAGAUCAUCUUCAGAAAGUUCUGGAAAAUCACUAGAACCAAAAGCAGAAGCUUCUUCUGACAGUAGUUCAGAGAGCUCUGAUGAGAAUGAUGAAGAUCGAGAUCUGAAAACUGAAGCUCAUGUGUCCACACAACACGCUACAGCAGAGCAGGAAGACGAAGCAAUGCAGCUGAUAAUCAAAGAACGCGAGAUCAGAGAUAAUUUCUCGUCCCCGACUUUAGAGCACGCCAAUGGUCAAGACGAAAUAGAAAUCCACAAACCGUCGACGUUAAGUAGAUCUUCAUCUCAAAGUAGCAAGAGCUCUGAUGGGAAAUCUCCCAUAGUCAAAGAAUCAGACAGUAGUUCGGACGAAGAACAAGAUAUUUCUUCUGAGAAACAAGUUACAACAACAGUUGAACAUCCAGAGACCUCUGAGCUUAAUUUAGAUCUACAUGUAUUUUCACAUAUUAUUUUAGACCAGGCUGGGGCUAAUGUAGAUAAAAAUGACACGGAGAUUAAAGAUCGGAAAAUGUCAUCUUCGUCGUCUGAAAGUAGUCUAAGCGUCAGUCGGAAAUCGUCAGUAGCAGAAGCCAAAUCGUCCGACAGUAGCGCGGAUGAGAAGGAACAGACCGAGACAGAAAACUCUGAACACGUCUUUACAUCGGCAGUAGCCCAGCCCACCAAGGAAAUGGACGAAUUUAGUUUAGAUCUGCAGCAGAAGCUUGUAGCCCUAGAGAUGGGAUCCGCAGAAAUCGCAACCCAUCCCAAACCGCUUGAUCGGGUUGUGGGUCCGGAUAUCAACAUCCGGAAACCUUCAACCAGAAGUAGGUCAUCGUCAGACAGCAGCAAGCAUUCCGAUCGGAAAUCCCCGGUACCAAAAGUAGCAGACAGUUCCUCAGACAGCGAUUCGGACAACUCCCAUAAGCUGAAAACACAAAGAGCCCUACGUUCUGAGCAGAGCCCCAGCCUCGUUUCGGUAAUUCCCGAUCCCAAAUUAAGCCCAAGCUUUGAUUUCCUGACGGCCAGCCGGGCAAUCAUUCAACAAAUCAACAGCCGAAACGUCAGCCGGACCAACUCGCUGAGAAAACAAACAAACAUAGACCAUGACAUUAUUGUCAAGUCGGAGUCCGCGCCUCACCCCAGGGUAACAGAACCCCCCGCCCCGCCUCCCGCCCCGGCUCACCAGCCUCUGAAGCAAACCUCAUCCUCGAGUUCCAGUGAGUCAGACCAAGCAGACGAAGAGCAUCUUCCCGCGUCUUCAGUCGCCGCAGACGAGCAAUAUUUACACACAUAUGUCAACACAGCACAGAACAAACACGCUGAGGAUUACACAGGUACGUCGCGCGCUGGGCUAACUGCGCAGGUAGACGACACACACGUUUCUUUACCUACCUUCACCCCCAGUGUAAAUAUCCCUCCGCCAGAAAACGAGGAAAAAGAGUUACACAUUGAGUUUUUGAAAAUGUUACACGAAAAUAAAACUGCUAACGAGUAUGCAAACAUUACCACCGGGGGCGGUUCGCUGACCCCCGCCCCACCCCUUGCAGAAACCAGUGAAGCCGAACGAUCUAUCAUUGCCAGCGGGCAGAUUACGACCCGCCAUACUUACACGCAUAUUCAUAACGGCUACAACGUUAUUGAUGACGAAAGCGGUCACGAGAACGGCGGGCGGCGACAGCCAGACGAUCAAAGCCAAGUGUUCGAGCUGGAUCAAGCCCGAUCCGAUAUCCACCACACGAUCGAACACAAAUCAGAUUUAAUCCCCGCUUACAAAUCAAGUGACACCGCCCACUCUACCAGACGAUCGAGCAGUUCCAGCGAUUCUUCCGGACAUGAGCCAGCAGACGCGAGAAAAAUGGAUUCAGACAGCGAAGGCGAAACGGAACUUAAAAAGUCAUCGGAAUUUAUUUUGACAUCCAGCGAAACAAACAUUACCACGGCAGAUGACAGCUUGCUGGAUAUUCACGAAAUAACGACAAAUCUUGUGCAGAAAUCCAAAAGUAGUAAAUCAUCAUCGAGUUCAAGCAGUCGAAGUAGUUCAGACAAUGAAGAUGAGUCGGUUAAAGAUUUUACUCAAGUACAAAACAAUGUGACAACUCAUCUUACGGAAUAUCAUAUUCAUGAGCAUACAGUACAGGAGAAGAGAACCCACUAUGAGGAAAAAAUACCUCACACGGAAGAAAAAGAAGAAAAGGUACAUGACUCUGUUCAAAAACAAGAACAGACAACCACAGACGACUACGUAGAAAAAAGGGCUCGACCGGAGUUAUUUGCUCACGUCGCUACAAGCCCACACGGAGGAAGGGGAGAGAACGGAGGCGGUAGUUUCGAGGCUAGGUUCGACCACGGUAUCGAAGAGACCUCGACUUCCUUCAGUCGUCUGUCAUCGUUAGAUGGGAGUUAUGUCCCUUCUGUGUUGCCGCAGGAGAAUAAAUCUCCAGAAGUCGAUUCUGAUUUCUUAUCGAUUCUGAACGAUAUCAAAGUCGAUACUGAAGACACUUCGAAUUUCACUGGAGGAAUUUCAUCACACAAGUUGGACAGUGAGAGCGACCACAGUGAUUCGAGUAGUGAUUCUGAAAUUCCAAUCGGCGAUAAAAGAAGAUCGAGUAGUGAUUCGUCGAAUAGUGACAAUUCAAACGUGAUUAACCAAUCAGGGAGCUUGUUACAGAAAGAGAAUAACCACGAAACAGUUCAUGCGGAUUUAAGUUUAUCAAAACAAAAUUCUCAAACCGGGAUUUUGGUCGAAGAGAAAUUUUCAUCUUCGGAGGCGGUUCACGUGAGCACCAAACCCAGUGAGAUACCUCACCAGCACUCCUCCAUCGAUGAGGUCAUACGUCAGCAGCACAAGAUCCUCUCCCCCAAGGCCAGCUCCUACAUCGAGUUCGAGAAAGAUCUGAGUUUCGGCAGCGACCUCAAGAGCACGCGUGCGAGCGUGAGUAGUUCUCACAGCGAACACCAACUCACCCCAAAAGAAACGGCUUUCGACAGUUUGUUUUUCGGCGUCACGGAACAUAAGACGGUUCCAGAAGAUUCCAGUUCCUCGUCUUCAUCUGAGCGCGGGGUACCGGAACAUCCCGGUCCGGUCACGUGGUCAUCGUACGAUGACGUUACGGCUAUAAAAAACAGUUCGGUUGCAUCUUCCAAAUCUUCUAAGAAAUCCAAGUCCAGUUCUUCCAAAUCUUCGUCUUCUGAAUCUAACCAAGACAAGCCAGAAACUGAUCUAGAAAAACCUUUUAAAGAGCUUUUAAAUUUUGAACACGAAAUAAAAGAAAAACAGCCUGAAACUGGAAAUAAAUUCAAUUUUGAGCAUAGCACUCUAGGGAAGCAAUUAUCGCAUACCAGUGAUUCAUCAUUACCGAAAUCAAUCGACGAAAGUGAACUACUUACUCCGGCCAAGUUCAAAGAAUUAAAAAAAGUAUUUGAACAGGCCGGACCAGACGAGGUGGUUGUGAAGAGAACGAGUUUUAAGGCUGUCAAGAGUAAUUUGAAAUCGCCGGUGUGGUCGCAGUACGAGACACGCCCCCAGCAAGGCGGGAGCAGUUUAACCGGACCGGUGAGUGUCGAACCACCGCGCAGUGAUCUUCUGACGCAUCAGGUGCACACUCCGCGAGUCCUCGACACGAUCAGCACGGCGGAACGCAAACAUUCGUCUGGUUCUUCGUCGUCAGACGACAGCGAUGAUACGAACGUCAAAGAAAACAAGACCUCGUACAACUUAGUGUUGAACCAACUCAAUUUGAAUUUCGGCAGGAGAACGCCGAAUUUCCUGCACACGCAGUCUCCGACCCAAGAUCCGUCGGUGUCAGCACACCAUGGGUUUCAUCACGACACCGUAACACACCAUGACAAAGACACCAGCAGUUCGGACAGCGAGGGCAGCAUGGUCAGGCUGACUCGGAAAUCGAACAGCGUGAAAUCCGAGGGCAGUUCGAGCAGCGAGGACAGCGACAAGAUGGCGGCGGUCGUGGGUCAAGUUUCGUCUUUCGGAAUUCACAAACAGACCACGCACGAGGAGAGCUUUCACGCGGCGUCGGAGAACUCUACUUCACAUACGCCGGCGGUGAACCUAGACACGAGCGGAUGUUCGGAUAUAUUUCUUCUCCAAGAUUCAAAAGGCGAUGUUUACGCUUUGCAAGAAGUCGGGGAUAGUGACGUCAAAGCGGUGGAACAAAACGUGACGACACACCUACUUCCGACGUCACACAACGAACACGCGACCGUAAACUUUAACGGCUUGAGCUAUGGGCGGCAUCAAGGCGAGGAGAUAAAAUCCGAACUUCAUGUCAGCAGUUCCGCUGUCGACGAGGAUAAAGCGAGUGAAAUUAUUACAGCAUUCCUCGAGUCGCAGGAGGCUAGUAAACAUCGGAAAGCGCGCCCCGACACGGAGUCAGCCGAGCGAAACACAACAACCGAACAGCGAGGGUGGGGCACGGGGCGAACGUCUCCGCCGAAUUCAUCCGUACGGGACACAGGUACAUAUUCCCAGCUCGCUACCACUGAAACAACCCAGUCAAGCGGCUCUACCGGCGUGUACAACAAUGUUUAUGAUUCCUACCUACCUACCUACGAGCUUAGCUCAAGAACUGAACACAGCCAGACUUGGACUAGUGUGAAAAACGACAACAACCAUUCGCACGCAUCCGAUUCUUUUGUUGUAAACGAUCACCAAAUCUAUAGAGAACGAUCGGAUUCGAGUUCGGAUUCAAGCUCUGAUGAUAUAAAAAGGUACGUUGUUCGAAACCAAAUUAACCCUUUAUAUGGCGUUGACCUUAACCAAAGCCAAGAUCGGUCGGUAGUUCACCAACAGCAGACGGUAGUUCACGGGCAGCAGGCGAUAGCUCACCAGCAGCAGGCGCAACACGUGCCCUACCAGACGACACCGAUAACGGUGACGACGACAACCCAGGCGGUCGUAGGUGAGCAGGUGGAUAUGAAAAUCGACUUCUCCCCACCCGUGAGAUCACCUGACGUGUUCACCAUGCGCUCCCCCCACACCGACACCUCAUCCUCUGAUGACGAAACGCACCGUUACGUCAUUAACGGAAAACCGAAAAAAAGCUCGAUGAAACACACGUCGAAAUACGACAACGAAUUCAACACGAGUUCAGAUGGGUAUCGUUCUAACACCGAAACUUUCACAUACGACCAGAGACCAGUUCAAAACACGGUUUAUAAAACGUACACUAGCCUGCCACCCACCUCGACGGACGAGUCCAUGUACAGGGUGUAUUCCCGCAACAGGAGUCACUCCCCUCCCUUGUACUCCCCUCCCGAGUCCCGAAGUUAUGCCUCCCAUGACACGUCCACGAGAGCCUCACAUUCAUCACGUCAACAAGACAGCAACAAUUUAUACCGGCUGCGUAACUUAUCCUCCAGCGUGCCGGAGAGCUUACACGUUGCCGGAUUACAACGGACUCGACCCCACAGCAAAACUGGCGACACGCCCUACAGGAUAGUUCGUGGGGGCUCCAAACAGCACCAUAGCCCGGAAAGAUUUUUCAAAAACCCAACAUUAUCCCUUAGCAAAAACUACAGCAGAGAGAGCUCAUCUGAUGAAGACCGCGAUGCGAAACAAUACCGUACGGUGACGAAAGUUUACCUGAAUGGAGACCAGCCGACACAGCCGGAGAAACAAACCCUCUACAAGGUCUCGUCACUUCAGAGUCAACAAAGUUUUGACAGGAAGAGAGACUCGGGUCGCUCAGAAGACAGGAGCUACUACAAGAUUAGAAACUCGAGCGCGGACGAGGACUUUGCCGAGAGCAACAAGAGAUACAGGGUCGUCUCAUCUUCAGAUAAUGAAACUCGUAACCGUGUGCUGUCUGCAUACUCGGUGCCAGACCUACGCCAAACUAAAUCCCUACAGGAGGCGACGAUAACCCGGACUGAAAAAGUGAUACCGUCUCGAGUUCAAAACCAGCCCUCGUCUUCCAAAACUCACAGAACAGUCAUCCAACUCGAGGUGGAAGGGAAUAAAAUCAAAGAGAAGCAAAAAUCGGAAGAGGAUUUUGUUGAUCCAAGGUACAUGGUCAAACAAGCGAAAUCUGUCGACGAUUUAAGCACCAGCACCCGAGUGGUGGUGAAUAACUCAGCGCCCAGCGACCCCAAAAUGUGGAGGACUGGGAAAGCUAAGAGCAUGGACUCGUACAGGAUCGGAUCCGACUCCGACGACGAUAACAACCGCCGGCGGAGUUCCAGAAAACCCGUCAACCCGAUUAAACAGACGGACGGGAAGAAAAUGUACGUCAUCAACAGCUCGGUCAGUAACCCGAGCUCCUACCCGGGGAAUUUCGUCUCGACCAUAGACAUCAACGAGAACCGCGAACCUCGCUUCUCCCACGCGCAGAAUCUCAACAGAUCUGACUCACAGUUAUACAAAACUGAAAAAACUGUUUAUUUCGUUCGAGAAAAAUCCAACCCAACCUUCAACAGCAUGCCUCAGCGAACCUACUCCUCGGAAUUCGUCUCGCCGGAUUCCGGUCAAGGUACGGAAAUCGCCAGCUCCGAUGGCGAAAACGAGUCUCGGCAUAAAUACGAACGGGUUGAGAGAAUCUACGAGAUCAGCCGAGAACCUCAGGUUCCAGAACAUUUCCUGUCGUCUGAAGACCUCAGCAACGACCUGCGCGUGCUGAGGGGGAAGAUUUUGAUCCAGAACCGUCUAGACGGGUCUCACGAUGAGGACGAUUUCGAUGAAAACGCCAACCUGUUCGACACGAGCUUCCACCUGGGCAAGGACAACCCGCUGUACUCGAGCGACCCCGACAUCAUGGCCAGCCUACAGAGGGAGGAGCAGGAGGAGUUGGCGAGGCGCGUGCAUCAGGAUAUAACCUUCGAAACGGUGGAUAAAAUAGCGCACAAGUUCAAAGGUCAAGGAGGUCAAGUUGAACUCAGUCCAAAACCCAGGAAGAAACAGAAUCUCAGCGCUCUUCUGCUUUCAAAGUUGGCCAAUGUUGACAGCAAGGACAUCCGGCAGACGAUAGAUGUUGAGCAUCACAACGAAGAAAUUAUUGGCGAUAUUGAUUUCAUCCAUGCUGAUGGCCAGAGAACCGGAUCUAGACACACAUCCAACUUUGACAGUGUCAAUGAGAAAGUGGAAUUAACAUUGACUCAAGGGAAAGCAUAUGUCAUCAUUAAGGUGAUUGCAGAAAGGAUAGUUCCUGUAGACUACGAGUUCAACGUGUGGCGCAAGUCCCAGGCCAUAGUGACCAGACAGAUUGAGAUCGACCUGCUGGCCAAUGACCAGAGGAGGAGGCUGUACAAGCAUGUCAUGGAGAGUGCCAGUCAUGCAGGCUACCUGGAUGAUGCAGGGUCAAAGGGCAGAGGUCAGGAUGCAGAUAGAUUUUCAUCCAAAGAGAGACAACUCACCAGCAUGGAGACCUUGAAACUUUUCUCCCAGAUUUUAGAUGUGGCUGAAGGUCAAGGUGAGAGGGAGCACACUGACAUCAAGACCAAGCAGGAAAUGGGUCAGCUCCCAGGGACUGCCGCUGACCUACUUUAUUAAAUCAGUCAAUCCCAGCAUUCAUUUUGCUAUCACAAACCGGUAAUUAUAAUGCAAAUAAAGGAGAACUACUAUUCACUUUCUUAAGUAUGUCAUGGUAUAUACAUAUAUACACAUAAAUACUUUGUUUGAGCUUUUUCUACCUUUGUACAACAAUUCUGCAAUUAUAAUUCUUAAUAUGAUAACUAUUAUUAAAUUAACACUGAGCAACUGGCCACAUGUACCCUACUAGAUCAAGCUUGGUGAUAGUAAAUCAUCCAGUUGAGGUUUGAAAAUCAAGUCUUACACUGAAAAUGAUGAGGUGAAAGAGGUUUAAAUAAUAAUGUUGUAUAACAUGACUUAAUUUUGUGAACAUUUUGCUGACAAUAUUUAUUAAAUUCAUCAACUAUGUUCAUAAAUUUGAAUUCAUUAAACUAUGUUCAUAAAUUUUAAUUCAUUAAACUAUGUUCAUAUAUUUGAAUUUGUUAAACUAUGUUAAUAAAUUUGAAUUGCCUGUAAAAAGUAAACAAGAAUGAUACUUUAUACUAUGUCUAUCAUAUGAUACAAUAUAUAACAAUACCAAAACAAUACACGUUUUCAUUCACACUAGGAGCUGUUGAGUCAUUUCAUUAAACAGUGCAGAUAGUUUUCAUAAGAAAUCUUCACUUUUUUAUUUUUCUAAAUUAUCAUUAGUUUUGUUUUGGCUUUUUAAAACAAUUACAGAAGUAAAUUAUUGGCUGUUUUUUUAAUAAAAAAUAACAAAUAUAUACCCUAUGUCUAUGUAUUUUGUAUAUAAACUGAAAAUAAUUUUAUAACCUAAAAUUAUGCUACUAGAUGGAUAUGUAAUAAAUUAUGUUGGAUUUUAUGUUAUUUUUAUAAUGUCUAAUUGUUUCCUAGAUUACUCUGUAAUGCUUGUUUUACAAUUAACCAUAAAGAAACAGCCUGAGUAAAUAAUAUAAGGUACCCUAUUCAAGAAAGUUAAAAAUAUUUUUCUUUUAAUAAACCUAACAGAAGAUAUAAAAUGUUAACUACAUUUUUUCAGAAUACAAGAAAUGUGUAAUUUUUAAAAAAAACAACUUUAAAGCUAUGUUAAACAUUUUAAAUUAAAAACAAAAAUGUAAACAAAAUUCAGUUUCCAUUGUUCUUUUGUUUGUUGGCCUGAGCUAUGGUAACACAUCUCAGCAUUAAAGGUGAAAUUUUGUAGCCAUUAGUGGUGUACUUCCCUCUAUGGGACUACUGUUGCCCUCUACAAGACUGAUACUGUCCUCUAUAGGACUACUACUGCCCUCUAUAGGACUACUACAGCCCUCUAUAGGACUACUACUGCCCUCUAUAGGACUACUACUGCCCUCUGUAGGACUACUACUGCCCUCUACAGGACUAAUACUGCCCAUUUGUGGGAUUAUUCACCUACUUCAUUUCACUGCUGUUCAUUAUUUGAAUCAUAACUAACUACUUCCAUUAUUUAAAUCAUAACUACCUACUUUACUAUCCUAUAAUUGAUUUAUAAAUGUUUAAAUGCCUGACACACGUCUCAAUGUGAAUUAUUCCAUUUGUUGUUGUACCAUAAACCACCAUGUUUUUUUAUAUUCCAAUAUUUUUAUACAGAUUUUUACCAAUGUAAAACUGAUUGUAAUAUUUUAAUAUUUGUUUAUGAAAUGUAUGAAUGUUCCUUACCCAGAAAUGUAUACAUGGAAUCUUAACAUUACAAAAAUUUUAAACACUUAAGUUUUAUCUAUUCCAUUAUAUCAAUAUUGUUUACAAAAUAAUAAAAGCUGUAUGAUAUGCUGUAUAACAUCAUAUAUUCAUCAUAAAUGAUAAGUUUUUUUUAAACAUAUCUAAAUAGAUACACACACCACAAUAUUUCUACCCAAUAAAUAGUUUUGUAGAAUUAGUAGGUAACAUAUAUGAAUGCGCAUGUGAAUUGUGCAAAUACGUAUAUGUCCGUAUGUUUGUAUUGGAGAUAUGUCUUACUGUAUGUGUUCAAAAAACUACAAUCUUGUUCUUAUCUUUUUAGGUGCUAUUUUAUACUAGCUAGGAAUAUAAUAUUUUCAAAUUUUUCUGCAUGUGAAUGUAAUAUUAAAUGAAAUGAUAGUAGGUGAUUUUGUUUUUAUUUAUCAAUGUUCUCUAAACAAUUGAAUUAACGUAUACUUUGAAUUAAAAAAACGUUUACAAUACUGUGCAGGAUGAGUAAACUAAGAUGCUCGAAAAGUUCCGAAUAGUUAACAACUAUUACUUAGCUGUCACUUUUAUCUAAAUCUACAUGUGUGAAUAAAUUGUCUUCUUUGCAUCCAUUGUUUAGAGUUGAUAAGUUGAAGGAACCAAAAUAUGAGCUUUUAACUGCCCCAUUGACUGAAGGGUAUUUUAAUCUUUUGUUAUUUUUAUACUUUAAAAUUUUUUUUCAAUAAUAUUGUUUCAAAAUAUUUAUUUAAAAAAGAAAUGACAAUUGUCUUAUUUUUGUAUAUUAUUUAUUUAAAAUAACAGGAUAAUAUAUUUUUUUUAAUAAUUCAUUUCUAUAUCCGCAUCAUUUUCUUGUAAUUGCAGAAGAGCUAUAUAAUUCAUUACGCAAUGAAAAUUAUGCUAGUUAACGUUCAAAUAAAAAUUGCUAAUUUUUUUUUAAAGAUAAGUUUAAAUAUCCUAAUUGAAAACUCAGAAAUAAAAAAUUAAAGGCACACUAAAUGAUUAAAAAGAAUUCUUUUCAACAAACUAUGCUGAUGAGAAUUAAAUUAAUCCAAUAUAAAAUUAAACUCUUGAAAUAUAUUUCAAUUAAAAAAAAACAUGUAUAACAUUGUUUAUUAAAAAAUGUAAUUAUGCAAUUCAGAUGUGAUAAAAGCUAUUCAUAAUUGAGUUAAGAGUAUCUAGGAUUUGCCUAUUUGAAUAAAAGUUCAAACAUGGAAGUAACACACAGAUCUGUUAAAAUAAUCAAAUGAGCAAUUUAAGAAAGAAUAUUUUCUUUUUUUUAAACAUCUUUCUUAGAUUACAUCUGUCUUUCAAAUGUUGUCCAGUUGGUCAUCACAUUCUUUUAAACAAAAUUUUCAUUAGAACUUUUGCUGAUAGUUCGCCAAAUGUUUUAAUACAUAUUUUAAAUAAGCUCUAUUUUCUUUAUAAAAAUCAACAUUGUUAAACUAUAUUUUCAUUCGGCAUUUUUAUUUAAUAAAGUUGCACAAUGCUUUUAUUUUAAUUUGAAAAUUGUCUUAUUAAGAAUAGAGAUAAGUAUUUUUUCUUCUUUCCCCCUAUCAAUAUGUUAAAAUGACUUCCAGAAACAGAUACGCAAACACAAUAUAUUGGUCGUCUAAAACUAGCUAGUGAGCCACACACUGAUAUUAUAUUCACUAACUUUGAGCAUUGCUUGACAUGUUAUCAAUUGUAAAUCUAUUUAUUUGUAAAUCUAUAAUCUUCCUAAUAUGCAGACUACCCUGUGUUGUAUUUAGACAUUUCUGCUUGUGAUACAUGCAAAAUUGAACCUCGCCAAAAGUUUUAUUAAUUCAAAAAUUUGUUUGCUUGCACGUUGAAAUUUGUUUCUAUUUUUUUUUUUUAAAUUAUUAUUCUUGGACACAUUAGUAUAAAACUAUUUAUUAUUGAAAGGAAUUAGAUGAUUUAUAUACAAUGUUAACCACUGUAGAACAUGUAUUGCUGGA